UCUCCUUAGGAGAUGGUAACGUUGUUGCUCUUCCACUGAAACUUUUCAUCUCCUGCUCUUUCCUUGCUAAAGUGCAUGGAAAAAGUUUCCCCUAGUUAGAAUCUGGGCAAGGAUUGGAAGGAGAAUGCCCCAUAAGUUUAUAAAUUAAGAAUUAGGUUCCCUAAACAAAAGGUGUUGAGUGUUAAACCAAUAAUUUUGCAGUCCUUUAGAGAAAAGGGAGUCUUUUUAGUGCUACAGAGUUGAGUCUUGCUUAGUUUGGGUGUAGGCAAAUUUCCUCUCUAACUUCUUUGGGAGGUAACCUGGCCCCAGAGACAGAGUUGCUGAAAUUAUUACUGGGCCAUAUCCAAUAUUUACAAGAGUUCAGCCCUUAUUUCUAAUCAUGAAGUAGAAUUCCUAUAAAAUGUUCCUCUCUUUUGCAUUGCUCCUCGGCUCCAAUUCCACACUUUCACAUCUUGCUCCUGAAAUAUGCUUGAGAGCACACUUCCUUUAACUGUUUUCCCAAUAACAUCCCUUGUUAAGAUGGUAAAUAUGUUUCAUCCCAAGGCAUCUCAAAUGUCUUACUUCUGAGUCACUCUACCUUUGAAGAAAGCUAUUUUAAUUACCUUAUUAUAACCUUAUAAUAUGGUGGCCCAGGGCAUUGUGUCCAAUGGCCAGAAACAAGCUUUUGUGAUGCAAUAACUUCAGAUACAUAUUUGCUUCAAUAACUAUAGAUAUAUACUCAGAACCAUGCCUGCCUACUGGGUUGUGGAGUGUAGGAACUGAAUAAAGGAAAAGCUUAGGGCCCCGAAAAAUAAUAGGGCUCUGGUUAGCAGAACCAGAGUAGACUAGAAGGUUUGUUAUCAGCUGGACACAAGACCAUGGAGGAAAAUUUCUCUCCUGAAGAAAGAAUAGGCAGCCUAAAGCAGUGUGCUAAAAAUACUUCUAGACCCAAACAGCCUGACAAGUGCCCUGAACACGUAAAUAAUUUUUCUCUUAGUGGGCCAACUUGGAUUCCAGUGGGACACAAAGGGUCUGCAAGUAAGUCCACCUCUGUUUUGGAGUCCAAGGUUAAAGCUCUUAAAGAGAAAAGGAACCUCAUAAACAGGCGAACUGAAGCAACAUCCCAGGAAGAGGCUUCUCUAAAGAAGCUUAAAGCAUGUGAGGGAAAGCUACCAACAGACACUGCUCUUCAAAAUACAGUAGUGGAGCCACAAGCUCAAAUCCGCACUUACUUGACAGAUGUGCUCUUGGACAGCACUGAGUACCCACAUCAGAUGCAGGAGGAAUCUCAGGGAACAGUCCUUCCAGAGCCAUACAUCAAUGAUUUUGAACCACAAUCUGUGGAAACAGGAGAGCCCACAGGCAUGAGCUUACCAAAAGAAUUCAGGAGGCUGCCUGGAAGAGACAUACCAUAUAAAAAGUGUUCUUUAGAAAAUGCCACAAAAAAGGCAUCUUUAAGUGCCAUCUCUGGAAUUGGCUCUUUGAAGGACCUUUCCUUUAUUCCAAAACCUUUUGAAGAAACAAAUGGUGAAGAAAUUCGCCCUAAGGAGUUUGACGGCAGUUCUUUUAUGAAAAAGAAUGACACGUCUGAGAUGGCAUCAGCUGGGAGGAUUUGGAGAACAGAGAGCUGGGACAGUCUUGGCGGUAGCAGCAAUGUCAGUACUUUAUCUUUAGCAGAGAGAGUGGAAAGAAACCGGACUAAGUUGCAGGAGAUGCUGAACACAUCACAGUUGAACAGCCGUUGCUCACAGGAACCACAUACUUUGGAUACUUACCGGAAGGAAACCCAAGACCUUGGAAAAAAUGGGCCUAAUAAUGAGAUUGUGCCAAACGAUGGAGCCUGGGAUUCUAAUGUCUCCUUACAGGAUUCUGAAGACUAUCGGGUUUUUGUUCCUAUCCAAAAGCUGGAGCUGAGCCCCAGGCAUGAACAGGCCAAGCAGCUGCUACAAAGAGCACGUAUGAAGGCCAGGACAAACCCACUCCGAGCUAGCCAUAACAUCCUACUUACUGCCCCCCCAGAAAAGAGGGAUACCUGUAGGUCCUCUGUUGCAGAUGCAAAAAAUUUUGUUUUGAAGGAUGAAAAUUUACACACUAGUGGGAACCAGAGUGAUUCAUCUAGUGGUGAGUCCAGCUAUGGGCAGCAGAGGAAGCAAGGGCUAUUGUCUCGAGUGCGUUUUGAGGAUGAAUCUGCAAGGGACGCUGAAGUUCGCUAUUUGGAACGUCUGCAGCAACGUCAGAAACGGCCCUUAGAUUCAGUUCUGUUAUCUCUUGGCCAGGGCCCACUGCUCUCCAAACCAGAUCUUGCUGGCUAUAUAAAUGGUGACCUCCAGCGUAAAGAGAGUAGCAUCAAGAAAUCUAGCUGGGAACAUCAAAGCAUGGGACAGGGAGCAAAAAUGCGUACUCACCAGAGCAAUGGAGGAUGUUUUGAAAAAGUCAAUAAAGAAAGGAAGUGUAGUGCCUGUGGGUCUUAUAUCAACAAUUCAGCAGACACUAGAAUCAACCAAAAUGGGAAUGGCAAAUAUGAAAUUGCCAAUGUCCUUCCUGGAGGCAGUGAUACUGUUCAUACUAACGGAAACAAAGAGCUUGGUGCUUCCCAGGAGAACUCACGGACAAAGCCUCUAGGUCCCAAAAGGACUCCAUUGUGGAUCCUUCCUUCUCGGCAGCGUGUUUUUGCAGAAUCCAUCAGGGAGACGUAUAUUGGUGAAAUUACUAGUGCUGAAGAUGUGGACUCAGCUUUAGGUAGCACCACUGACACAUCAGACAGCUACAGGACAGACAGUGAAGAAGCUGGCAUCAGCAGUCAGCAAUUUGUAAUCAAAAAUUGUCAUGGUGUCCCUAGGCCAUCGUGUUCUUCAGAGAAGAAAGCCAACAGUGUUAACAGGGACAGGGAAUGGGGAAAUGGCAGCUGCAAAAAUAAUAAAGAAAUUAUUUGGGAUAACGUUCCUAAUGUAAGCAGAUUGGAAAUUGGGUCAGGUGCUGACGAAGCACAAAUUUGUAGCUUGCAGGGAGGCUCUGAGGUAAAAGAUCAGGAGACUCAAACAGCCAUUUCAAGAAGCAACCAGCUAAUGAAUCUGUGUCAAAUGGAGAAAGAAGACAAAGACAAAGCACAAACAAAGGUACAUGGUGCCCAGUUGAGAGAAUCUGUAUCUUCCAUCUAUUCUCAGCAGUUGCUUUUUCAAGGUGGUAUAAAAAUUCCUAUGAACAGACCAGUCAUUAAUUUAUGCCAAACCAAGCAACAUACAAAACAGAUGGCCACUACCAACAAUUUAACAAAUCUAAUACCAACACCCCCUGCUACUGGAAAAGUCCACUCCUCCCCAAUGUCUUACAGGAGAGCUGUUUUAACAGGCAGCCACAAAUCGAUCAAACAGGACCCUGGACAUAUAAAUAACGAACUGUCAGUUUCAGCUGCCUCUCCUGGUUUCCAGGAUGUGGGUGUAUCUGGGCUAGAGGAGCAUAAUGGCCAGCAGAAUCCAGGGAUAUUCUCCGAACAUUUGGCUUUGUCCUCCAAUAAUCACAAUAACAUAUCUACCAAGUCAGAGCCCAAAACCAUAAUAACUGGCAGAGAUGAGCAACUUCAGGAGAGUGAGAAGAUGGGAAAAAAUCAAGUAGGUCCAUCAUCCUCAACAUGUGGUGUUCCCUCUGUUGCUCCCAAUGUCAUCAGUUCCACUGCUAUUAAUAUCUCCCUGACAACUGAAGAGACCAACUUCACAAUCUCCACUCAGUCAAUCAGUAGAGAAGCUCCAGUAGCAACUAUGCCGAAGAUAAAACCUGGACAAGUAAAUAUUAUUCAAUGCAAACACUUAGAGGUCUACCCGCAGCCAAAGAAACAGCAAUCCACCAAGGAAGAAGUCUCUUCUACAUCAGGUUUUAAAAAAUUCUUCACCACUCUGAGUCAGAGCACGAAACAAAAAUUGGGCAGAUUCCGAUGUUAUAGCAUAGAACAGAUUUCUAUGCUAGAAUCAGGAGCUGCCAAGCCCAACAUGGAAACUGGUCCAGAUACCAUUUGUUCUCCGAAAAUGAAGAAAGUAUCUUCCUUACAAUCCUUGCAGAUGGUGUCACCUUUUAGCCAACCAAGAAAAGCCUCUUCUGUUCAAAAUCUGCAUUCCUUUUUGGGCAAGAAUAAUCGGUCCAAUGUCUACCUGGUGGGGGAACCUAAGGAUGAAGAAGUUUCUUCUAACAGGAAAACAAGGAUUCCACAUAGAAGAUCCCUCAGUGUGGAGGACAUUGGGCCCCCUAACUUGGCGAGAACUGUCGGCCGGGUGGUAGCUGUUUUUCCAGAUGGAACUAGUCAAUUAGAAUUGCAGCGGUCCCAACAAGGCAACUUUGGGUUUCGUGUUUCCUCAGGGAAUGGUCGUCCUGAUACAGGUAUCUAUGUCCAGGAGAUGGCAGACACCAGUACAGCUAAACUCUACGCUGGAUUCCUAGAAGUUGGGGAUGAGAUACUUGAAGUAAACGGUGCCAAGGUUGCUGGGCUGGGCCUAGCCCGGAUCAAUGAACUGCUGCUGUGGGCGGAAACGCUCUCCCUGAGAGUGCUGAAGCAGAGGCCUCUUCGGCAGUAGCAGAAGAGGAGACCCUCGGGAGGGAAGCUUGAAGGGGCAGUUUGCCUUGUGAACAGGGCAAGACAGUUCUGGUGCUUACUAAGCCUACCUGAGACGUGGAGUUUGCAUCCUUGUCUCAGUGCUUGGAUGUGGAUGGAGGCACAAACCAACCCCAUGGGUUAUUCUGUAAUGGAAGCUGGUAUCUGUUGAAUAUUUAAUUUAUGCAAAGAUUGGUCAAGGAAUAGGAAUUAGUUAUCUGGCACCUCCCUAUGCAAAGAAUCGGGGGAAGGGGAGGAGGAUCAGGUAACAAUUUGUGGUUAAAGACUUCUCUUUUGACCACCAAUAUCCCCACAAACUCUUUACCUAAAAAUUGGAGGAUGCUGGAUCAUCUUAAUUCUUUAACUUGUAUUAAAGGUAAAGUACCUAUAACAAGUUGGGUGUGUUCAUAAAAACUUUUUUUAAAACAUUCAAGCUGAUAGUUUUUCUAGAAAUGCAGACAUUAUUGACUGAAUUGGAGAGCUGCUAAAGCAUAAGUAAUCCCUAUUAUGGAAAUCUUAUCUCCCCCCCCCUCUUUAUUUACAAGGAAAGAUUCUAUGACUUGAGAGACUUUAAAGAAGUUAGAUAUCUUUACCAGAAAAUCUACAGUUCCUUUACAAAGCUUAAGAGCCUUUACAGGCAUCCACAAAUUCUGAAUCAGUUUAUGUGCUACUAUAUACAGUAUAUGCCCAAACUUACUCAUGCUGCAGUAUUUGUAGACAAUUCUAUUUGUUCUAUUUUAAGUGUUUUAUGUUUGCAGUGAAAGCUAUUUGACUUUGGAUUUUUUGCUCCUUCAGCAGGCUGGAGCUGAGAAUUCCUGAUGUUGGCAGAUUCCCAUAGCUUCUUAAAAAUACUGAAUUUAAUUUUUGGAGAAAGAUUUCUCAGUUAUUACCAGAGAAAUUCUCCAGCUUGCCAUUUUUCGAGCCAGUUUGAACUUCAUAUUCCUGUAUCUCUCAUGUUCAGCUCUUUUCAAAACUUGCUUCUCAUAAAGCAGUAAUCCUGGGCCUGGAAUGUACCAUUCUAGAAUGCACAUGGAGUGAAAUGAUCUUUGAUUUGGUUGUUUGUAGAAAUAUUCAGGUAUAUCAGUUUCUAGCUGCAAUCUGAAAUGGUAGAGUUCACAGCCAGGUCUGUCACCACUCAUCAUCUUUUGUGUCUAUCUUAGAGCCAUCUUCUAGUCUCUAUAGCUGCAAAGACCAGGUUAUCUGUACCCAGAACAUGAUUGUGACAGGAGAGGCUUCUCUUUUUGAUGUAUUCAGCCCUGACCCACAACCAUGGGUUGCUUUUGACAACACUGGAAAGCCUCUCUACCUUGUUUCACUGUAUUUUCUGAUUAAAUUAUUUAUUAAAAGCAGUUAUGAAUUCUUG
Messenger RNA from Crotalus tigris (Tiger rattlesnake), 5921 nucleotides. Its product is annotated as KIAA1614 ortholog. The record is from RefSeq and is a predicted model, not a curated record. NCBI's taxonomy places the organism in Eukaryota, Metazoa, Chordata, Lepidosauria, Squamata, Viperidae. Gene Ontology annotation, molecular function: protein kinase C binding. Gene Ontology annotation, cellular component: nucleus; apical plasma membrane; cell cortex. The coding region runs from base 858 to 4541 and encodes 1227 amino acids. Gene Ontology annotation, biological process: regulation of cellular localization; centrosome cycle; establishment or maintenance of cell polarity. The transcript has 10 exons.